AGAGAAGAAUAUAAUCCACAACAUCAGUCAGCCUCUUGUUCUCUCCUAUACCUUUUCGCUGCUAGUAGUGGACGUCUCCUAAACCGACCACGGAAUCUCCUCCUCCUCUUCCUCCUCCUCCAAAGAGUACUGAGAUUACGCUGGGAAAAGGUCGUGGUCAAGGGUCACACGUUGUUCCCCUCCUCCAGUUUCCGUCUCGGCGUGGGUUUGAUUGAGUGAGUCGUCGCCUCCUCCCUCUGCUACUAGCAACCUACCACUUCUACUACCUACCUAUUAUCAACCACUACAAGUCCUUUACAAUGAGUGAGGCUGAUAAACUCAACAUUGAUAACAUCAUCUCCCGGCUGCUUGAAGUGCGGGGAUCGCGACCUGGGAAGAACGUCCAAUUAACCGAGACUGAGAUUCGGAACCUGUGUUUGAAGUGUCGUGAAAUAUUCUUGUCGCAACCCAUUCUUCUGGAGUUGGAGGCUCCAUUGAAAAUCUGCGGUGACAUUCAUGGUCAAUACUAUGACUUACUACGCUUGUUUGAAUAUGGGGGGUUUCCACCAGAGUCAAACUACUUGUUCUUGGGCGACUACGUAGAUCGUGGUAAACAAUCACUGGAGACUAUUUGUCUGCUGUUGGCUUAUAAGAUCAAGUACCCUGAGAAUUUUUUCUUGUUGCGGGGAAAUCACGAGUGCGCUAGCAUCAACCGCAUUUAUGGAUUCUAUGAUGAGUGCAAACGUCGCUACAACAUCAAGCUAUGGAAGACUUUCACAGAUUGCUUCAACUGUCUUCCAGUCGCUGCGAUUGUGGAUGAAAAGAUUUUUUGUUGUCACGGUGGGUUGAGCCCAGAUUUACAAUCUAUGGAGCAAAUUCGCCGUAUCAUGCGGCCCACGGAUGUUCCUGACCAAGGAUUGCUUUGCGAUUUGCUUUGGUCCGACCCGGAUAAGGAUACCAUGGGAUGGGGAGAAAACGACCGAGGUGUUAGUUUCACGUUUGGUGCGGAAGUUGUUGCAAAGUUUCUGCACAAACAUGAUUUUGACUUGAUUUGCCGUGCACACCAGGUUGUGGAAGACGGUUAUGAAUUUUUCGCUAAGCGUCAACUUGUAACGUUGUUCUCAGCACCAAAUUAUUGUGGCGAAUUUGAUAAUGCCGGUGCAAUGAUGAGUGUAGAUGAGACUCUUAUGUGCUCAUUUCAAAUUUUGAAGCCGGCAGAUAAUAAGAAAAAGUUCCCAUACGGAAGUUUGAAUUCAAGUCGGCCUGUUACCCCACCACGCGGAGCAAAUACGAAAAACAAGAAAAAAUAAUUGAUAGUGGUAGGCUAGAAUCUCUUUGAAAAGAAAAUUGAUUUAUAUGUAAUUCUCCAACAAUUUUUUUCUCCAUCCCAACAUUCAUUCUUAACUUUUCUAAUUACCCAUAAAUUUUCCCCUUGUACUGAAAUACGUAAAUUUAUUUACAGAAAAUCAUACCCUCUCUACGUUAAUUUCUGAGCCUAAUCUUACAGGCUACAAACAACUCAUAGUAUAUAAAAUGUACAUAGAUACAACAACCUUUGUGACGGUCUAGCACACAGACAAUUUCGUUUUUCAGUUCAAAUUGUCAACAUGAUUCUGUCGAGUCGAGUCGGGGGGUCGGUCUAUAUGACCUACAGUUGAGGGUCGUCGUCAUCAUUGUCAUCAAAGCUUUUACACAACAACGAACGAUUACCUCUCGUCGAUCCCACCUUACCUGAUAUAGACCGAGUCUCGACUCCUCAACAACCAAAAACAAUUUCGACUACCGCCUACACUUAAUUAUAUAUUACAUAUAAUAUAUUAUAAUGUAUCUACCCCACACCUAUCUUUACUUAUCUACCGCCAAAUACCCACCAUUAAUGUUGCCGCAUUAAUUUUAAUUUUGAUCCUACUCCUCCCACUACAAAUCCCAGUUGACUUAACUAAAUAUAAUUAAUUAUAAAAUGAUGGCAGUACCUCUUCCUUUGUUAUUAGAACAAAAAUGUAAUCAUGAUAUAUAUCUACGACGGGGCAGAGGAAGUUUCCUUUUCAUAUGUACACACAUUACUAUGUACUAAAUACUACUAUACAGAAGUCUCGUAUAACCAAAUUCGUUCAUUGUUCAUUUUAAGAUGUAUUACUGGGCCAAAUGAAUUCUUUUCCAACAUUUUAUUAUGAGCAGGUAUAUAUGUUGUAACUUGUAGUAAUUAAUUGCGACUUGUUUUUAAAUUGAGAUGAACCCAUAGAUAUUUUCAGACAUUCCGUGCUAAUAAUAAAACAAGAAUGCGUUCCCGAGUUCUAGCGGAUACCGUUAUGUAUUGUUUGCCUUUGAUUUCUUCUUCCAAAGGGAUUCAAAGAAAUUUCCUACCAGCGAAAAUGGUAAUUGUUUAAAUAAACUAGGUGGAAUAAGUGUAAUAAUCGAAUAAUAAUAAUAAACUGAAUUACUUAUGCCAGUCACAAACAACA
Molecule: messenger RNA, 2441 nt
Organism: Folsomia candida
Lineage: Eukaryota; Metazoa; Arthropoda; Collembola; Entomobryomorpha; Isotomidae
Product: serine/threonine-protein phosphatase alpha-2 isoform
Exons: 7
Coding region: 300-1289 (329 amino acids)
Cellular component (GO): nucleus; cytoplasm
Molecular function (GO): protein serine/threonine phosphatase activity
Source: RefSeq, a predicted model, not a curated record